CCUUCCGGUUUCGCGUAUCCUUCCGCGCUUCUCAUUGAUUCCUUUGCGUGGGCGGCGUUCUGAUCCUUCCGCCGCUUCGCUAAUUGGCGGCAGGUGAGGAGGAGGAUAAGGCGGAGGGAGCCGCCGCCGCCGCCGUGACUGUUCCUGCGCCGCCCGGCCGUUGCUCUCCCUUCCCUUGAGGAGGAAAGUGGUGUGUCCUUCCGCCGAGCGAGCGGCGGCUGUUUCCGGAUCGCUCGCGGCGGCCUCCCACCGUCUUCUCCCUCUCUGCUUUCCCCGCCAUUGAGAGCCGCCCUUGCCCCCUUCCCGGGUCCUUGGCUCGCCUCGCCGUCGGCUUCUUUUUUCUCGCCCCCCCUUCCUCCUCCUCCUCCUCCUCCCGUGUUUCUUUUUUCCUGUGGAGAGACUAGGUCCCCCGCCCAAACGCCGGGCUGGAGCCCCAAAACCCCAACAACGCCUCGGGCGCCAUGGCUCAAAUCCUGCCCAUCCGCUUCCAGGAGCACCUGCAGCUCCAGAACCUGGGCAUUAACCCGGCCAACAUUGGCUUCAGCACUCUGACCAUGGAGUCUGACAAGUUCAUCUGCAUACGAGAGAAAGUUGGAGAGCAGGCCCAGGUGGUCAUCAUUGACAUGAAUGACCCCAGCAAUCCCAUUCGCCGGCCAAUUUCAGCUGACAGUGCAAUCAUGAACCCCGCCAGCAAGGUCAUUGCCCUGAAAGCUGGGAAGACCCUCCAGAUCUUUAAUAUUGAAAUGAAAAGCAAAAUGAAAGCUCACACCAUGACGGACGACGUCACCUUUUGGAAGUGGAUUUCUCUGAACACGGUUGCGCUGGUCACCGACAGCGCUGUGUACCACUGGAGCAUGGAAGGGGAGUCUCAGCCGGUCAAGAUGUUCGAUCGCCAUUCUAGCCUCGCCGGCUGCCAGAUCAUCAACUACCGUACGGAUGCGAAGCAGAAAUGGUUGCUUUUGACUGGUAUAUCUGCACAGCAAAACCGUGUAGUAGGAGCCAUGCAGCUUUAUUCCGUAGAUAGGAAAGUGUCACAGCCCAUUGAGGGUCACGCGGCUAGCUUUGCGCAGUUCAAGAUGGAAGGCAAUGCGGAAGAAUCCACCCUUUUCUGUUUUGCAGUGAGAGGACAAGCAGGAGGCAAGUUGCAUAUCAUUGAAGUUGGCACCCCUCCCACAGGAAACCAGCCUUUCCCCAAGAAAGCUGUGGAUGUCUUCUUCCCACCUGAAGCACAGAAUGACUUCCCAGUAGCAAUGCAGAUAAGCGAAAAGCACGACGUGGUUUUCUUGAUCACAAAAUACGGCUACAUCCAUCUGUAUGACCUCGAAACGGGCACCUGCAUCUACAUGAACAGAAUCAGUGGGGAGACCAUCUUUGUCACCGCCCCCCAUGAAGCUACCGCUGGAAUCAUUGGCGUCAACAGAAAAGGACAAGUUCUGUCUGUGUGCGUGGAAGAAGAGAACAUCAUCCCAUACAUCACCAAUGUGCUGCAGAACCCUGACCUGGCUCUCCGAAUGGCCGUUCGUAACAACCUUGCUGGUGCCGAAGAGCUCUUUGCCCGGAAAUUCAAUGCGCUUUUUGCCCAGGGGAGCUACUCAGAAGCAGCGAAGGUGGCGGCAAACGCCCCAAAGGGGAUCUUGCGUACCCCAGACACCAUCCGCCGCUUCCAGAGUGUCCCAGCACAGGCAGGUCAGACCUCUCCCCUGCUCCAGUAUUUUGGUAUCCUGCUAGACCAAGGCCAGCUGAACAAGUAUGAGUCGCUCGAACUCUGCCGGCCGGUGCUCCAGCAAGGACGCAAGCAGCUCCUGGAGAAAUGGCUGAAGGAAGACAAGCUGGAAUGCUCCGAAGAACUGGGGGACCUGGUGAAAUCUGUGGACCCGACAUUGGCUCUGAGUGUCUACCUAAGGGCUAACGUUCCCAGCAAAGUGAUCCAGUGUUUUGCCGAAACAGGACAAGUUCAGAAGAUUGUGCUGUAUGCAAAGAAGGUUGGCUACACUCCUGACUGGAUCUUUCUUCUGAGGAAUGUGAUGCGCAUUAGCCCAGACCAAGGACAGCAGUUUGCCCAAAUGCUGGUUCAGGAUGAGGAACCUCUUGCAGAUAUCACCCAAAUAGUGGAUGUCUUCAUGGAGUACAACCUGAUUCAGCAGUGCACAGCCUUUUUAUUGGAUGCCCUGAAAAACAACCGCCCAUCCGAGGGACCUUUGCAAACCCGCUUGCUUGAAAUGAACCUCAUGCAUGCCCCUCAGGUUGCUGAUGCCAUCCUAGGAAACCAGAUGUUCACCCACUACGACCGAGCCCACAUUGCCCAGCUGUGCGAGAAAGCUGGCCUCCUCCAGAGGGCCCUGGAACACUUCACCGACUUGUAUGACAUCAAGCGGGCCGUCGUCCACACUCACCUUCUCAACCCCGAGUGGUUGGUGAACUACUUUGGCUCCCUCUCGGUGGAAGACUCCCUCGAAUGCCUCCGGGCGAUGCUCUCGGCCAACAUCCGCCAGAACUUGCAGAUAUGCGUCCAGGUUGCUUCAAAGUACCACGAGCAGCUUUCGACCCAGUCCCUCAUUGAACUCUUCGAAUCUUUCAAGAGUUUUGAAGGUCUCUUCUAUUUCCUGGGCUCCAUCGUCAACUUCAGCCAGGACCCAGACGUGCACUUCAAAUACAUCCAGGCUGCUUGCAAGACAGGCCAGAUUAAAGAGGUGGAAAGAAUUUGCAGAGAAAGCAACUGCUAUGACCCAGAGCGGGUGAAGAACUUCCUCAAGGAAGCAAAACUGACAGACCAGCUCCCACUGAUCAUCGUUUGCGACCGCUUUGACUUUGUGCACGAUCUAGUGCUGUACUUGUACAGGAACAACCUCCAAAAAUACAUUGAGAUCUAUGUGCAGAAGGUGAACCCGAGUCGCCUCCCUGUGGUCAUCGGGGGCUUGCUUGACGUGGACUGCUCCGAAGACGUCAUAAAGAGCCUGAUCCUGGUUGUGAGAGGGCAGUUCUCCACGGAUGAGCUUGUUGCUGAAGUAGAAAAAAGAAAUAGGUUGAAACUCCUGCUGCCCUGGCUGGAAGCCCGAAUUCAUGAGGGCUGCGAGGAACCAGCCACCCACAACGCACUGGCUAAAAUCUACAUUGACAGUAACAACAACCCCGAGAGGUUCCUUCGCGAGAACCCCUACUAUGACAGCCGGGUGGUGGGGAAGUAUUGCGAGAAGAGAGACCCGCAUCUGGCCUGCGUCGCUUACGAGCGUGGGCAGUGCGACCAGGAGCUAAUUAAUGUUUGCAACGAGAACUCCCUCUUCAAGAGCCUUUCGCGUUACUUGGUGCGCCGCAAGGACCCUGAGCUGUGGGCCAGUGUACUGCUGGAGAGCAACCCUUACCGGAGACCCCUGAUUGACCAGGUCGUGCAGACAGCUCUCUCUGAAACUCAGGACCCUGAAGAAGUAUCUGUCACAGUCAAGGCUUUCAUGACCGCCGACCUCCCCAAUGAACUCAUUGAGUUGCUGGAGAAAAUUGUUCUUGACAAUUCCGUGUUCAGCGAACACAGGAAUCUGCAGAACCUCCUCAUUCUGACGGCUAUCAAGGCCGACCGGACCCGAGUCAUGGAAUACAUCAACCGCCUGGACAACUAUGAUGCUCCCGAUAUUGCCAACAUCGCGAUCAGCAACGAACUCUUUGAAGAGGCCUUCUCCAUCUUCAGGAAGUUUGAUGUCAACACCUCUGCAGUGCAGGUUCUGAUCGAACACAUUGGCAACUUGGACCGUGCCUACGAGUUUGCAGAGCGCUGCAAUGAGCCAGCCGUGUGGAGCCAGCUUGCCAAAGCUCAGCUUCAGAAAGGGAUGGUUAAGGAAGCGAUAGACUCCUACAUCAAAGCGGACGAUCCUUCUUCAUAUAUGGAAGUGGUUCAGGCUGCGAAUGCCAGCGGAAACUGGGAGGAGCUGGUGAAAUACUUGCAGAUGGCCCGCAGGAAGGCCCGGGAAUCCUAUGUGGAGACGGAACUCAUUUUCGCACUUGCUAAAACAAACCGUUUGGCCGAGCUGGAAGAAUUCAUCAACGGGCCAAACAAUGCCCACAUUCAACAAGUUGGCGACCGUUGCUAUGAUGAGAAGAUGUAUGACGCAGCCAAGCUUCUCUAUAACAAUGUCUCCAACUUUGGGCGCUUGGCUUCCACGUUGGUCCACCUCGGCGAAUAUCAGGCAGCCGUGGACGGAGCCCGGAAAGCAAACAGCACUCGGACUUGGAAGGAGGUCUGCUUUGCGUGCGUGGAUGGGAAAGAGUUCCGCCUGGCCCAGAUGUGCGGCCUUCACAUUGUUGUGCAUGCGGAUGAACUGGAGGAGCUCAUCAACUAUUACCAGGACCGUGGCUACUUUGAGGAGCUGAUCACCAUGUUGGAAUCGGCUCUGGGGCUGGAGCGGGCCCAUAUGGGAAUGUUCACAGAGCUGGCCAUCCUCUACUCUAAAUUCAAGCCACAGAAAAUGAGGGAACACCUGGAGCUCUUUUGGUCGCGAGUCAACAUUCCUAAGGUGUUGAGGGCAGCUGAACAAGCCCAUCUUUGGGCCGAGUUAGUCUUCCUGUACGACAAAUACGAAGAAUACGAUAACGCCAUCAUUACCAUGAUGAACCACCCAACAGAUGCUUGGAAGGAAGGGCAGUUCAAAGACAUCAUCACCAAGGUGGCCAACGUGGAGCUGUAUUACAAAGCAAUCCAGUUUUACUUGGAGUUCAAACCUCUGCUGCUCAACGACUUGCUGAUGGUUCUGUCUCCCCGACUGGACCACACGCGUGCGGUCAACUUCUUCAGCAAGGUUAAACAGCUUCCACUGGUGAAGCCCUACUUGCGCUCCGUUCAGAACCACAAUAACAAAUCGGUGAACGAAUCUCUGAACAACCUCUUCAUUAUAGAAGAAGACUAUCAGGCUCUCAGGACCUCGAUAGAUGCCUAUGACAACUUUGACAACAUCUCCCUUGCUCAGCGCCUGGAGAAGCACGAGCUGAUUGAGUUCAGGAGAAUCGCUGCGUAUCUCUUCAAAGGCAACAACCGCUGGAAGCAGAGUGUGGAGCUGUGCAAGAAAGACAGGCUAUACAAGGACGCCAUGCAGUACGCUUCGGAGUCCAAAGACACUGAGCUGGCGGAAGAGUUGUUGCAGUGGUUCCUGCAGGAGGGCAAGAGGGAGUGUUUCGGGGCCUGCCUCUUCACCUGCUAUGACCUCCUCCGGCCAGAUGUUGUCCUGGAGACGGCCUGGAGGCACAAUAUCAUGGAUUUUGCCAUGCCUUACUUCAUCCAGGUCAUGAAGGAGUAUUUGAGCAAGGUUGAUACAAUAAAGGAAAAGGUGGACAAACUGGACGCCUCAGAGUCUCUGAGGAAAGAGGAAGAGCAGGCAACGGAAACACAGCCCAUUGUUUAUGGCCAGCCCCAGCUGAUGUUGACGGCUGGGCCCAGCGUCGCAGUCCCCCCACAAGCACCUUUUGGCUACGGCUACACUGCCCCUCCCUAUGGGCAGCCUCAGCCCGGUUUCGGAUACACCAUGUAAGAAAAGCAAGUCUGUUUGGAGCUAGCAUCGAUUUGCUGUUGAAACUCCACCGUCCCACUUCAGCUCGACAGGGAAAAAGCUUUGUGCCCCUUAUAACCUUUACUUUAUGAAGGACUCUAUUUUUGUUUCUCUCCCCGUCCCCAGCGCAAACCUUUUCAGUCCCACUUAAGCAUAAUCCUUCUUUUUUCCACAUUCCAUGUCACUUAGAAAGGACUCUUGUUUUUUUUUUUCUUUCCAAAUGGGAAUAUUUGAGUGGGCUCCCCCCCCCUUUUGGUUUCUUUUUUUUUGCAAGACUUGCUUCUUGACAUUAAACCCCGGUCUCUUUGUGACUCUUCCAAUUUGCACUCUGUAAACGUUUAAACUCUACUAUCGAAUCUAAAGUUCAGUGUAUGUGAGCAGCUUUACAAAUAUGUACCGUCUUAUCUAAGGGGAAAAAAUGCAUUUAAAAGUCUCGUCGUAUAUUCUGAAGGGGGGGGGGGUGGCAGCAGAAAAAGCUUAAACCAAGAGAAGGAUUUGUAGUUGGGAGUUGGAACACUAAACCGGCAUCUCCUACCCCGCUUGGAUUGCUUAGCUCUUUAAAAAUAAAAGACAUGAGUACAGACAACCUUUCCUGAAUUUAAAAAACAACAGCGGCAAACCUAGUAGAGUCCCCCCCCCCCUUUUAACCUAUGCAGGUUUCCAGUUUAGUCUUAGAGAAAAUGCUAGUGUGUGUUCACUCCAUACGUAAACGGAUGAUGACCCUUCUGUCGUGCUACUGUAUACCCUGUGCUUUUCUUGUGGGGACCAUUUUUUUAUUAUUUUCCAUUGAGGAACAAGGAGGGAGCACCAUGAAUCCAAGUGUGCGUGUACUUGACCUAACCCUGCCCUGCGGUUCGUGUAUGUUGGAUAUUGUGGUGUUCAAGAUCAAUAUUUUUUUCCUGAGUGUACAGAAGAGAGAAGGGGGGAAAAGAGAGAGAGAGAAUUCAAACAGAAGAGCAGGAGGGGGG
Molecule: messenger RNA, 6496 nt
Organism: Podarcis raffonei (Aeolian wall lizard)
Lineage: Eukaryota; Metazoa; Chordata; Lepidosauria; Squamata; Lacertidae
Gene: CLTC
Product: clathrin heavy chain
Exons: 33
Coding region: 462-5510 (1682 amino acids)
Biological process (GO): receptor-mediated endocytosis; intracellular protein transport; mitotic cell cycle
Cellular component (GO): extracellular exosome; clathrin complex; clathrin coat of trans-Golgi network vesicle
Molecular function (GO): clathrin light chain binding; structural molecule activity
Source: RefSeq, a predicted model, not a curated record